CAAAUGGAAGAUCAAUUAGAACCUAUAAGUCAAUCCUCCCUGAUGCUCAUUCCGAUCAUCAAAGUCAUAAUAUCCGGCGAUCUUUGCACCGCCCAUAACCUUAAACGUCUGCAAUCUCCGAUCGUCGCCCAAUAUGUUGCUCUCUCCGGGCCAUUCCCCACGCCACAUCUCGACUCCGUCGCCGUCCCCAUCCCAAAACGCCCAAACCCCAAACCCUAAUUCUUCCGCUCUUGUCCAGAAGGAGAACGGUAGCAUUUCUUCGUGGAUCACAGCGAAUUCGGCCUCCAGAAAUCGCCGGCACAAAGUUCUAGACGAAGACACGUAUGUCGCGUCCAUAGAGAAGAUCAUCGAGCGGGAUUUCUUCCCUGACAUCCCUAAGCUCCGGGAUCGACUCGACUGGCUCGAGGCUGUCCGCACGGGAGAUCCUCUUCAGAUUCGCGAUGCACAGCUGAAGAUUAUCGAGCGCCGCCGUGGAAAAGCACAAGGUUCAGACACUGUAGGUAAAUCUCGGACUCCUGGCUCUACAUUUUUCAGAAAUUCAAUCACCCCCUUUGAGGAUGUUUACAAGCCCCCCACCCCGAGCGUGGCCGGUAGUGCUAGUCAUAGUUGUAACCCUUCUGUGAAUACUGAUGGUGAUAAUGGUGAGUGUGAGGUGGAUACGUCCUUGCCGUUAGAUGAUUUCAUGAGAAGGUACACCAGCGAGGACAAUGAGAGCUUCUUUAAGAUUAUUGAGAAAACUAAUAGGAAGAGGAAGGAGCGGUACGGGUUUUUGAUGGGAGGUGAAAAGGAGGAGGGGGAUGUGAAUCUGAUUGAGGGUUCAAAAAGAGAGAAGGUCUCCACAGAUGGAUAUGGAACUUCGGAUCAACCGAUUGCCACAUUGGAAGGGUGGAAGUACACUGCAAAGAAUCUUCUCAUGUACCAUCCGGCUGAUAGAGGGGAGGCGCCGUUGACAGAAGAAGAAUUGGCUGAAAGGCUUAAGGGUAUGACAAAGGAGAUUAAUAGGCCAAACACCCGUUUUCACGGCAAAACUACAGAAACUUGUAUGAAAGAGGAUGAUACGGUGGCUGUUCUUUAUUCACCUGUUCCAGGAGCUACACCCCUUCCUUUCAUAGACAGAAGUGGGGACAAAUCGAAGAAGUAUGAUCUAGAAGAUCUUAGGAAGACUCCCAACCAAUUCUAUAUAGAGUUCGGGAAGAAAGCCGAAAACGGUUACAGUUACGUUAUGACUCCAUCUCCUGCACCGGGUGUAGAUGGGUCCCCCUUCAUGACUUGGGGGGAAAUUGAAGGGACCCCACUAAGGUUGGAACCAGAAGACACCCCUGUUGAUAUUGGUGGCAAUGGAGAAGGGCCCCACUAUAACGUACCAAUGCCAGCUUCCAGAGAUAUCAAGGCACAUUCUUUAUCUCGGGAAGCUUCAAGGAAACUCAGGGAGAGGUCGAAGAUGUUUCAGAAACCACCAUUGCACUCUCCUGUCAGAGGGGGGAGUGUGAGCCCAAGUGGACGGACUCUAUCUCCAGCUGCACAGAAGUUUGUGAGGAACGCCAUAGCCAAGACAUCACGCUCUUUGGAUGAAUCUUUGAGGGCUAGCUAUCGGGGAGCAAGUCCUGGGUUGGGCACUCCUAGGAGUUUGUCAAGGUUAGGAAGAGAUGGUAGUUUGGCUGCUUCCAGGUCUCCUUCUGUUAGAGAAGACGGCUCUAAUCCUCCUUGGUAACUCUCUAUUUUCUCUUGUACUAAUGUUCUGUAUUAUAUAGCCUUUUUUUAUCAGUUGACUUUGAUGAUUAUGGAGUCGAGAGUUGAAGUAUGCGAGUUUCUUCAUCAAGUUUGCAUCGAUUGAUAUAGUGUCUAUAAGUGCACCGUAUUGAACGCAACCCCACGAAAGGGGGUCGGUGCAGGAGCUUUGAUUGUUUUCCGUUGGUUUGAUGUUAACUAACUUUGAAUUUUCAUGGUAGUGUGGUAUGUUUUUUUAUAUAAAUUAUUUUGUCAAUG
Cuscuta campestris is the source of this 1986-nucleotide messenger RNA. NCBI's taxonomy places the organism in Eukaryota, Viridiplantae, Streptophyta, Magnoliopsida, Solanales, Convolvulaceae. The record is from the annotation of a GenBank genome assembly.